Molecule: messenger RNA, 4506 nt
Organism: Diachasmimorpha longicaudata
Lineage: Eukaryota; Metazoa; Arthropoda; Insecta; Hymenoptera; Braconidae
Exons: 5
Coding region: 279-4064 (1261 amino acids)
Source: RefSeq, a predicted model, not a curated record
CGAAUAUGCCUGAGCCGAUGGGAAAUGAUUUGGGAAGUACAAAAAAUGUCAUCCUCAAAUUUGGGAAGUGAUAUUUACCGUCCAAACAUAAUUUUCAAAUUUGAUUCGAGAAUUCCCCCACCACAGCUCAACUGUGUGGUGUUGUUGUUUACUAGCCUCUGUCAUUUUUUGCUGAUUACUGCUGUGAAAUUUUAUGAAAUUAACAAUAUCCUUUCAAUCAUCAAAAGAGUGCUUCAACACAUUUUUUGCAACCAACAGUGAGAUUAGUAUGAAAAAUCAUGGGACGCAAAGCAUUAGUGUCAAACGAGGAAAUAAUACCAGUGCUCCGAAAAUAUAUGUCAUAUUUUAAAACGAACAAUUUUCCCUCAUCGUCAGACAAGGUAUGGAUAGAGAUAAGUCAUGUGUUCGGUGGACGAUGGCAGCCUCAUACGGUUUACACGCAUGUCACGGAAAAUAAAAGAAAUAACUUGGCUGCUGCUCGCAAUCUCGAAGGGGUUUUAACAUCACCCCCAACAAAAGCCACGGUGAAACAAGAUGUUAGUGUCUCUGAAACCAUCAACUUUAAUUCUUCGGUAUCAGAGGAAGAGUUUUCAUUUGAAAAUGAACGUCUCCAGCCCACUCUAGAAGAUUUUCAUCUCCUCCUGACAGACUCAGACUGGAAUCUGAUCAAACCAGAUGACACUUCCAAGUCAAAACAGAGGAGGUUAAGACCCCGUGCUUGGGCUAAUGUUAUUUCAAAUGCUUUCUGGCGUAGAUAUGGCAUGCGAUGUGCCAUGAUCGCCAAAUGGUCCAACGUCAUUAUUGGGAGAGAUGGAUCUUUUUCAAUAAAAUUCAAAGCCAUUUGCAAAAGUGAAAAAUGUGGAAACAUCUUCAUAGGAUCAGCUGUCAAUUAUUCCGGUGUGGGGAAGCUCGACUUGAAUAUUCGUGCUCGAGAUACUCGGCAAGACCUGCACGAGGACGUUCAACGACCAUUGAAUGGUGUAGAACGAGCACAAGUUGGCGAACAAUUGUUGAGGCGAAAGCCAGGCAAUUAUCGUGAGGAAUUAUUACGAAGUGACAUGGCAUUUGGUGAAUCAGUCCCACCAACCAUAAGAAGAGGUCAUAUCUAUCGUCAGGCAAAAAUGGAAGCUGUGAAUAAACAGAAUGGAAUUCUGGUUGGUGAUAAAAGAGAUCAGCUCACAAUCAUACGAGACAUGUGUGCAGAUCCUAAAUAUUCGCAUAUUAUCCUUGAUGUUGGUUUAUCACCAUUUCAUUUAAUUUACGCUACUCCAGAGCAAGCUUAUGUUUAUAAAGAAUAUUGUCGUGUUGUCAAAGAUUCCAAAAUCAUGUCUGAUGCAACUGGAACAGUGGUGAAAAAAUUUGAGAAAGCUCCUGGGGUGUUGACUGGUCAUAUAUUUUUUUAUACGCUCACAAUAAAUUUUGAAAAAAAAACUAUUCCUGUCUUUCAACUAUUGACAGAAAGACAAGAUACAGAUUUCCUCAUCUUCUGGUUGAGCCGUUGGGUUAGACUCUACAAAAUAUCAGCUCCACGACAAGCAAUUAGUGAUCAGGAAAGAGCUCUGAUGUUGGCACAUUGCCGAGUAUUUAAUGGAGUCACGAUCAAACAAUAUGUAGAUAAUAUUUUCUUAUGGGCAUUGAAUGAUAUUGCUAAGGAACGAAAUCCUUUCCCUGCACCCACAGUUAUUCGGAUUGAUGUUGCCCAUUUCAUGGCGGCAGCUGCGAAAUGGAACUGUUUUCAUGACAGGCACAAAUUUCGUCUUAAACGAUUUUAUGUGCGUGCGAUUGCUUUAUUGGUAGACUGUAUGUCUGUACGAGAAUUCCAGCUGGUUUUUCUCCUCACGUGCUUUAUUGCUCUGACACCAGUGACGGAUCAUAUAGUACCAUUCCCAGAUUUUGCUACACUCCCAAACCGCCACAUUCUAGACGUGGGAUAUUCGACAAUGAGUGUUGAAGAGGCUCGAACAUUUUUAGGAGAAUUGAUAUCUGUACGCGGUCCCGUCAUUGACAAUCUUCACAAUCAGAGUGAGACUGAACAAGAGACUAUCUCCAAUUUCGAGGAACUCUCUGAGGAAGAUAAUUGUAAGAGUAAAUAUACGGUGGUUCAUCAGUGGAUAAAAGAUUUGAUUUCUUUGGUGAAGCCAGAAAAUCCAGAAUUUAUCCCAGGGAAUGUGGAAAACGGUCUCUAUUUCCCACCAAUAGUGACGGAACUCGAACGAAUCGGGAAGGAAUUCCCACUGUGGAGCUCUGCUGCUCUCCCAAGUGCCAUUAUUCCAUGUCAUGCCACGACUGCAUCACAAGAAGGAUAUUUUAAAGAAAUAAAAAAUCGUAUAUUUGAGGGCACAAUCCUUCCAUGCACUUGCCAUAGGUUCUUGCGAGGUCAUUUAGACCAUAUUUCCAGUGGGGAGAGAGAAAUGGGAUCAAUAUUGACACGUUUUGUUCACACAAAAAAUAAAGAAGUGUUCCAAGGCGAACCCAGAAAUUGUCAACAGGAUGAGGAUAAGGAGAAUAAUAACUCGCCUUCAGACUCCAAUAAAGCCUCUUUGGGUUAUUCAGACUGUCAGAAAAACAGUCAGAUAUUCAGACAAGAUGAGCCAGCAAAGUUUCAACAGGAUGAUGACAAUGGAAACAUCACCUCGAAUCCAGACUUGAGGAAAAGCCCUCUAAAUGACUCAGAUUUUCAGGCGAAGAUGGAAUGGCGUGGGAUAAUAAAUAAUGAAAAAAAGCCUCUAUGGCAACUUACAACCACAAAUGUCGAAGAUUGUGCAACAGAAUCUACUGAACAAGAGUUGAAUACGAAUGAUAUUUGUUCUGAUAUACUGGAACUGCAAAGUGAUGAUUUAUUUGGACUUAUUAAAGAUGAUUUAUUGAAUGUUGGCCAAGAUGAUAAUAAUAAUAAACAAUCUUCGAAGGAUGAAAACCAAAAAUGUAAAGGUGGAGUACACGUGGAAACUGACUCGUCGAUAUCACUGCUAAAAUCUCCCAAGUUCUCGAGCACUCUAACGGAUGAUAGUGCACCUCUAGCCUCUUAUCAUGCUAGCCCUGUUUUACGUGACAACUCUAAUGUGAAUGGAAACGAGCAUCCUAACAUCAAGAAACAAUAUGGUAAAGCACCUAAAACGAGAAAAGCCACUGGGUACUUUGCUCCUUAUCCUCAAAUAAAGAUCCUCAAUGAAAAUGUCACCAUUUUGAGAACUGGAAACUUUUUACCCAAUGGCUUCCAUUCCCCGGUCAUUCGGUUUAAUGGAAUGGGAAUCAUGGUUCAGGAAACAUGUGGAUUUGACAGCUUUGUACACAUCCUCCAGUAUGCUGCACUGGAUGACACUAAUUAUCGUAAAAUACUGGAAUCAUCAACCAAUGGGCUUUCAGUUUUUACAAUUAAUUUUCUUAAAGAGGGGCUUACAAAAAGUAAUUUAUUACGCCGUUUCAAUCUCCUGUCCAAGUUUUACUCACUCAGACAGGCCAAACGGGCAACUACAUUGGAUCCAUACAUUUUAAAUGUCAAAGAUACCUUGACAAAUAUAUGGAGAUAUUUUUAUACUGAUCCGGUUGCACACAGGCGCGCUUCAUGUGAUAACAAGGCUUGUUCUUACGAGAGAACCAGGCCACUAUAUGACUUAGCUGUGGAUCAUAAUGUUAUCCGGAUAAAUGGAUUCAAAGAAGGAAUGAAGAGCGCGAUUGAAAUUUCUCGUUGGUCAAAAUGUAAAAGAGCUGGUUGCAAUGGAAAUAUCCAUGAACAGUUGGACUGUGGACACACAGUUUUUGUUGAGCUGGAUGUUAGAGAUUUUACAAGAUAUUCAAAUGGGAAGGGUCCAAGACAAUUGCAAUGUAAACUGGCAGAUCUUCCUGAUGAAUUGAAUUUGGGACAAAUGUAUAGAUUGAUAGGAGUGAUUGAUUUCGAGGCACAUUGGACUCACUUCGUAGCUUAUUGUCGACGACUCUCGAUAUCGUGGCUUCAGUGUGAUGACAUGAAAUUGGAGAGUGCUCCAUGGAAGGCUGAUGCCACUAUUACACCUGUUGGUAUUUUCUUGAAACGUGCAAUGUUGAUCCAUCUCCAUGGAAUCUGAUAGACUGCGUAACAGAAUUUAAUCUUUAGGAUAACUCUAGAAGAUGACUAAACGGGUCAUUGUUGUGAUAUCUAGGCUAGAUAUAAAUUUAGUUAGUCAACAAAUACCAGUAAGAGUGGUUAUGGAGAAAAACUGUUUUGUCAGAGUAUUGUUUUGUUACUUUCACAGAUGUGAGUCACCUUUAAUAUUAAGAAAAGUGUUACCGUUCCAUUGUUGGGCAAUAAAAAUAAUUACCAAAGAAGUUCUUCCGUGUGAUGAUCAAUGAAACCCAAUAUUCCUUAUGACCUACUAUUUACAACUCAUUUUUUUUCCGUAAAUUCCUGAGUCCAUGAAUGUAAUUUCAAAGUGAAGUGAUACUUCCAAAUUCUUAAAAUCCAACGUCAUUUACAUUCCGACUCGUGUAAAUGUGUGUAUCGUGAUAAUAUUGCGAGUAGAACAGGAG